This is a messenger RNA of Cephus cinctus (wheat stem sawfly), 955 nucleotides long. RefSeq names its product chaperone protein DnaJ-like. Lineage: Eukaryota; Metazoa; Arthropoda; Insecta; Hymenoptera; Cephidae. The record is from RefSeq and is a predicted model, not a curated record. The transcript has 3 exons. The coding region runs from base 45 to 818 and encodes 257 amino acids.
GCCACGUUCCAGAUAAGGAUUGAAUAUAACCGGGUGUCCACCCCAUGUCGGAUCAAGUUGCAGCCGAAGUCCCAAUACGGUUCACAGCUCUUUCGAGAAUGUCGGGAUUCUCUUUUGCAAGGAAUAGCCUGAUCCUCCUGGUCGCGGCUUUGCUACUCGCGGAGAACGGUCCGAGUGUGUUGGCGAUCAAGCACUGCAAGAAUGCUAUGAUGGACGUCAUUAUGAAGCACUGCAGCGGUGCUCGAUUCACCAGGGAUCUUGAACACGUCAAGAAUGCAGCAAUCCCCGAGGAUGAUGCAGUACAUCAGGAACCAGAAUCAAGUGACGGGAAUACGUACGACAAAAGACAGGUCAACGCAGAAGCUGCAGCCUCUGCAAUCGCUGAGGCGGCACCAAUAGUAAUGGAUAUGCUACAAGGAAACCAUGGAAUGAACCGAGGACAAUUUGGUGGACCCAAUCCAUACCAAUACGGCAGAAUAGCUGGUGAAUAUUUUCCCCGGGGUGGAUACCCACCAUUUAACCCUUACGGUAGUCCUGGUGGCUACGGAGGACCUGCUGGGUACGGAGGACCUGGUGGCUACGGAGGAUACGGAGGCUACGGACAAGACGUUUACAGUGGAUUCCAGGGAGCUGGAGACAAUCUGGGAAUGGAUUUGACGAGUAACGAGGUAGAGGAGCUCUACAAAGUCUACGAGAGGUUGCCGAGGGCUUCUAUGAGCAAGGAAGACGCUAAAAAGCUCUUCAUUGAAAUGGCUGCCAAGUGCUGUCAAAAUUUAAAUAACUGCAUCCUGGACGAGAAGCUCAUACCCUGCACGUGACUUGGAUUAUCAAUUUCAGAAGACUUUUAAUUAACCUUCUACUACCUUAUAUUUAUCUUCGUUCACUUCGUAAACUAAUCUUUUCGUGUAAGUGUACGACUUGCGCCGUAAUGAAAUUAAUAAAUAAUUUAUUUGAA